AUGAUCGAUUCACAUCUGAUAAGAGAGGGCAGAGGCAAGGAGGAGGAGGAAGAAGAAGAAGAAGAAGCAGAGGGUUUUGCUACGACUACGAUGGAAGAGGAGAAGGCCUUUCCCAGUGACUCGUCAGGUUUCGAGUUCUUCAUCAUCAUGCUCUCAAAUUCCUUGAAGAAACUGAGGAUGCCAGACAAGUUCGCCAAGGUGCUCGCCGGCCGCGAGCCCCGGGAAGUGAAGCUGCGGGAGGCCGGCAGCGGGCGCCGCAGCCUGUGGGACGUGAAGGUGGUGCUGGACGCCGACGGCCACACAUACCUAGGGCGCGGCUGGGAGCGGUUCGCCCGCGCGCACGACCUGCGGCUCGGCUACUUCCUCGUCUUCAGCUACGACGGCGACGCCGUGCUCACCGUGAAGGUGUUCGACGUGAGCAUGUGCCGCAGGCACUACAAGCACCACGACGACGCUGAUGCCAGCAGUGGGAGCAGCAGCGACAGUGGCGGCAGCAGCUCGGCGGAGGUGGAGGUCGACGACGCUCCGACGUCGCAGUUCACGGUCAGGCUGAGCGGCUGCCACUUCCUCGAGAAGCAGCAGCAGUAUCUGAACGUGCCGCUGGAGUUCCAUGAGGCGCACGGGUACGCGGAGAGGAGCAAGGUGGUGCUGCGGAUGAGCGGCAAGUCGUGGGGCGUGACCCUGAAGCACACCAACCGGGCGGGCGGCAAGACCCGGUCGUCCUUCAGGUACGGGUGGCACCAGUUCCUGGUGGACAACCGCCUCACCGUCGGCGACACCUGCUUCUUCCGCGCGCUCCGCGCUGGCGGCGAGGACCACGAGCUCAAGGUGCAGGUCCGCAAGCUGGACGGCACCUUCGUGGAAUGA
Messenger RNA from Triticum turgidum subsp. durum (durum wheat), 867 nucleotides. The record is from the annotation of a GenBank genome assembly. NCBI's taxonomy places the organism in Eukaryota, Viridiplantae, Streptophyta, Magnoliopsida, Poales, Poaceae.